Gamsiella multidivaricata is the source of this 4533-nucleotide messenger RNA. RefSeq names its product fungal-specific transcription factor domain-containing protein. Lineage: Eukaryota; Fungi; Mortierellomycota; Mortierellomycetes; Mortierellales; Mortierellaceae. Gene Ontology annotation, molecular function: DNA binding; zinc ion binding; DNA-binding transcription factor activity, RNA polymerase II-specific. Gene Ontology annotation, biological process: regulation of DNA-templated transcription; DNA-templated transcription. Gene Ontology annotation, cellular component: nucleus. The record is from RefSeq and is a predicted model, not a curated record. The transcript is spliced from 3 exons. Bases 292 to 4449 code for a protein of 1385 amino acids.
CUCCAAUCUCAAUCCGCUGCCCAUUCCCACUUCAUUCCUCACUCUCAUCCCCCGCUCGUCUUCCCAUCACUUUACUGACAUACACAUCGCACUCUCUUCUGGCUACACCUUACUGUACUCUCCUCCACUUCUUCCUCGCCCCUGGGCAUAUUCCCCGCCUCCCCACUCGACCGCUUCACUCCCAAUUGCCCGCCCUUAUCAAACGCUCACUACACUGGUUCUGUCUGUAUUGACACCAGCUGUUCCCUGGCGAUAGAACCCACCCCUCCUGGACCCAAUCCAUCAAUCACUAUGGCAAAGCACACCCCCUCAACCCAUAGCCCACCGCAGAGCCAGCGUCACGACAGCAACCAGGCUGACCACGACCAUGAUGACGACCACGAUAACGACCACGAACAUGACAACGACCAAGACCAGGACCGCGACGAGGACGACCAUCCCUCUCGGUCCACGGGCGGAUCUACCCCCAUCAAACGUAAACGACUCACACAAGCAUGCGACCCCUGUCGCAAGAAAAAGAUAAAGUGCGACGGUCUUAAGCCCAGUUGUGCCAAUUGCGCAAAAAUCGACAUCCAUUGCACAUAUCUGCCGUCGAUGAAGAAGAGGGGUCCUCGUCAGGGGUAUAUCGAAUUGCUCGAAAAGCGUCUCGACAAGAUGGAAAAGAUGCUGCAGCAUGGUCCUGCAGCAAUAGACUCCGACUUCAAGGUCUCGCUGCGAUCCGCUUCGGAGGAAGAGGAUGACAACUCCGAGUCGACGGCCGGGCCGCCAGCAGCCGCUGACGCACGCUACUUUGGCAGGUCCUCGGCUCUUGGAUACUACGCAGACACUGACUCAAAGCUGACUCACCCCAUGGUUCAGAACUACGGCAACGUUAAACCCAACGCCAUCAGAUCGGAUCAACGCGCCUCCAUCACCGCCGCCAAGAGACCUAUCUACGGCAUCAAGGACGAGGUCCCACGCAAGGACAUUCUCGACCAUCUCAUCCAGCUCUUCUUCGACUCUGUCUACUACCAGUUCCCGAUCGUCCAUCCAGGAUCGUUCAUGAAGCAAUACAGGGAGGGCAAGGUCUCCCCAAACCUGUUGAACGGUAUCUGUGCUGGUGUGGCUCGGUUCUCAAACCAUCCCGAUGUUGUCACGACCCCGCCCUUCCUUGCUGGUGAGCCCUUUGCAACGAACGUCCGUGCUUCCAUUGUUGAUUCGGUAGAUAUACCUACCGUAUCCAACGUUCAGGCCCUACUGUUUUUGUCCAUGUACGAAUAUGGGGCCGCGAGAGGUCCGCGCGCAUGGAUGUUUGGAGGCAUGGCUAUACGCAUGGCACAGGAGUUGGGUCUGAAUCGCGAGGACAGCAGUCCAGUCUUUUAUCUCAAGGGCGACUGGGUGCUGCGGGAGACGCGGCGCAGGACGUUUUGGGCGUGCUUUAUCAUGGACGUGCUUUCCUCUUCAUCAUCAGGUCGGCCCAGGAUGAUUGACGAGCGCGACUGUGAGGUCUUGCUUCCGAGCGAGGACAAUGCCUGGCAUGAGGCUAGGCCAGUAGUCACUGAGAUGCUGGAUGACGAUCAGGGUCCUGAAACGAGCACGGAGUCUUUCAAGGAACAACGACAGAGUUCACAAGAUAGGCAACCUGACGACCAAGGCACGGAUGCGAAUGGCAUGGCUACACCACCAUCCGAGUCUUCUGCGGAGGCUGAACAGGACAAACCACGGCCCAAGGGCCAUAGCCUGAGCUCGUUUGCGUACCUUAUCAGGAUUCUCGCCGUGCUUGGCAAAGUUUCGCAGUACGUGAACCGCCCUAGGACUAAAAAAUCGAUCCCACCAAACGAGCCUGGAUCUGAAUUCUCUAUCAUCGACGCGGCACUUGCUGCAUGGCUUCAGUCGAUCCCUUCUCACCUGAUCUACUCGCCCGAGAACGCCAGGAUGCUCAAGGAUAGAAAUGAAGGAUGCAUCAUCAUCUUCAUGCACGUCAUAUACCACACAUCAGUCGUCUUGCUUCAUCGACCCAUCCUCGCUGCAGACAAGGCCAGCUUUCCCAUGGACCCGAAUUUCGUCGACAACUCUGUCGCUCGCUGCGCUGAGGCAGCUUCCAAGGUCUCAGAGGUCUUGGACUUUGUCAGCGCGCAGAACUAUCCUCCUCGGAUAUACAUCUCUUCAUUCUUUGCCUACCCAGUCUUUACUACCGCCACAAUUCAUAUCACAAACGCAUUCGCGUCGGACCUUGCAGUGGCAUCAAAGGCGCGCAGGAACUUGAGCACUCACGUGAAGAUUCUGCAGACUAUGAAGACUUACUGGGCCAUGGCGGACAAAUUUUUUUACAUUAUUCGCGACCUGUACUCGAUUCAGUCCAAGAUCAGCUCAUCGGCUGCAGGCGGGGGAAUCAUUGUGCCACAGGUGGUCUCCCACAACGCUCACGGAUGCAGUCGCGACUAUGCAGCGGACAGUGCGGCGAAUGCCUUGAAGGCCAAGGAGGCUCCCCGCGCUGGUGAUGCUCCUGAAAAGGACGAGGAGAAAGAGCGUCAAGGACUGGAGGGCGAGGCUGUGGCUCCACGGAUGGUAGUCAACAGCAAGCUGGCGUCCAUCAGUUCUUUUCUCAAGAGCGACUCGGGUUUGAUCGCAUUGUGGAGACGUGCCACAGAGAUGCAGGUGAUUGACCAAGCAAAUCAGCAGAAACGAAGGAUUGCGACGCCCGAGGGGCCGAGUAAAAUUCAACCUGUUGUCGUUCAGGAUCAAAACGACAAGGAGCAGGCAGAGAAAGAUUUGCGGGAGCAGCGCAAUCGGAUGAAUCAGCUCGAGAUUCAGGAAAUUAACCAGGAGUUUGAACGGCAAUGGAAAGUAAAGAUACUGGAAGAACAGAAGCAGCAAAAUGAUGAAUUGUCUCAGCAUGAGGGCGUCAACAAUGCGGAGAUAGAAUCCUCUGCCCUGGAGAAGCGGCAAACCGAGGGAGAUGAUUUUGCGAAUCCUAGAGUAGCAAAGCAGGCGAGAACAAGCAGGACAAGCACCAUCCCCGCUACAAGUGUGGCCGAGCCGCCGCAGCCGGUAGCGCAACAGAACACCUACCACUCCAAUUCGGCCUCGGUCAGAUCCCCAACUAACACAGGAACAUGGUCAAGAGUCGAGGAGGACCAAAGACAGCCCAUUGGUCAGCCUGCGUCGAGUUUGCAAGGCAAUCAGACAUACCGACAUGCUUUGCUGCAGCAACCAGAGCAACUCCAACAGCUCCGAGCACAGGAUGCAUACAUGAUGGAACCUAUGCUUCUUCAACCAGGCAACCCGAUAAUAUCCUCUGUUAGCCCCGCACAGGGUGAUGUCGGCCAGCGCUUGAUGAGCCUGUACUCUCAACAACAUCAACAACAGGAGACGAUUUCCCAAGCUAUCAAUAUGCGACAAAAUGCCAAUAUUCAACAGCAACAUCAAAAACUCCAACAACAGCGGCAACAGGCCUCUGUGUCAUCUUCCCUUGCAUUCGGACCACCUGGUGGAUUUUCAUCUGCGUACUUACCAUCUUCCUCUGCUCCCGCACAUCAGCAACAAACGAUGAUGCCGUUUCAACCCCAACAUCAGCAACAUCAGCAAGGAGCAUUCUCAGGUGCAGGAUUUGGUCCGCCCCUUGUUUAUGGCAGUAGCUUCAGUCAGAAUAAUUCAUCUAGGGUACAGGCCGAGCUCACGGAUUCGAUCUUUGACUUUGCGAUGCCGCUCGGCGACUUGAAUUUUUUGUCGAGCUCCUUCCAGAUGACGCCGAUGAUGAUGGAGCAGAAUCAUAGCAAUAGCACGCCCAACAUGAGCAACACCUCUGGACCAUCGUCAGCUGCCCUGUCAUCAAUGUCGGCAUUAUCUCGAGCUCAGCCUCAGUCGCAGUUGCAACAACCAAGACCUAGAUCUUUGGGUGCCGACUCUGGACCAUCGCCUGCGGCACGCAGACCAGGCGCGUCGGCCUCCUCAACUUCAAUGAUGCUGACAAGCCUCGACAGCAACAGAUCGGACAUGUCCUCUACUGGAAGCCAUGUACCCCGGGACUCAAAGAGUCCAUCUUCAACACAGAAUAUCUCUCCGGGUCUGCAUUCGUUCAUGAUGUCGGACGAUGCAUUUGCAGAGAUGCAGUCAACUCCCGAUUCUCUUGUUCGAUACUUACAACUUCAUCACCAGCAGCAGCAGCGGCAGGAGAUGCAGUUGCAGCGGGAUAUGCAGCCAUUGCUGAACCAGCAGAACUCGUUAAUUUAUGAUGAUUAUUUCCAGUGGAGUCAGCUCCUGCCGGCUGCGUCGUCGAGUAUGACACCGGCAGGGAUGGCAAUAGCGCAGCCGGCAGCUCAAAAGCAGAUACAGCAUCAUCAGCAGCAGCCACAACAACAGCAGCAUUCACAGCAACAACAACAGGCAUUAUCAUCGAUCGACAUGGCUAUAGAUCCAUCUAUCCCUAGCCGAGCCCCUGUUCAUACCUCCAUCCCUUCAUUUUCAUAGAGCCCGCAGCCCGGCCCUUCAAGCCGAACUAAUUUUGCCAAAUUCUGUACAUGUACUUUAGCAAGCAUUGCAAUAUAUACACAC